AUGCAGCGUAGCAGCAACGUGCCAAAGAAGGACGAGCAUAUGAGCAACGUUAGUAACACAUCCACAGGCGGUGUGAAGCUACCCAAAAUGGCGCUACCAGAAUUUCAAGCACCCGGAAGUACCCGCAUUCUUUCGGACGAGGUGAGGGCCCGUGGCUUCGGAAUAGUAGCACUUCAGGAGACGCGCUGGAAAGGAGUGACGGAGCGCCCCUAUCGUAGCGAUUGCACGAUCUACCAAAGCGGUGGUGAAAAGCAUGAACUCGGUACGGCGUUCCUGGUCAUAGGUGAGAUGCGAAAGCGAGUGAUCGGGUGGUGGCCGAUCAAUGAACGGAUGUGCAGGUUGAGGAUUCGUGGCAGGUUCUUCAACCUGAGCAUCAUAAAUGUGCAUAGUCCGCACCUUGGAAGCACCGAUGACGAUAAAGACAAUUAUUAUACGCAGUUGGAGAGGGAGUACGACCGCUGUCCACAACACGACGUUAAAAUUGUCAUCGGGGAUUUUAAUGCUCAGGUCGGACGGGAGGAGGCAUUUAAACCGACGAUAGGAAGUUUCAGUGCCCACCGGCUGACCAACGACAACGGGCUUCGGCUCGUAAACUUCGCCUCCUCCAAGCACAUGAACAUUCGCAGCACCUUCUUCCAGCACGCACCUCGCUUCAGUUACACCUGGAGAUCACCGCAGCAAACACUUUCCCAGAUCGACCACGUUCUCAUCGAUGGAAGGCACUUCUCGGACAUAAUCGACGUAAGGACCUAUAGAGGAGCAAACGUCGACUCAGACCAUUUUUUGGUUAUGGUUAAGUUACGCCAGAAACUGUGCGUGGCCAACAAACUGCGCUAUCAGCCCACCCCAAGGCUCAACACAGACCGGCUGAAACAAGCUGUUGUGGCGAGGGACUUCGCAAUCGCGCUUGGGGAAGCGCUGCCGGAGGACACCACUACCGAGGCGAUGUCUCUCAAUGACCACUGGCGCAUGGUGGAGCAAGCCAUCAGCAGCACGGCCGAGCGAACAAUUGGCCGCGUGACCCAUAACCAGAGGAAGGAAUGGUUUGAUGAUGAGUGCAGGCGAGCACUCUCCGAGAAGAACGCCGCGCGGACCCGCAUGCUCCAGCGCGAGACCCGGCAGAACGUGGAAGACUACAGACGACUGAGAAGGCAGCAGACCCUACUCUUCCAGGACAAGAGGCGCGGCUUCGAAGAGUCGGACGAGCAACUCAUGCAGCAGCUAUCCCAGUCGGGGGAAACUCGUAAGUUCUACAGGAUGCUGAAUGCGGCACGGAGCGGUUUUACUCCCAUGACCGCUAUAUGCCGCAGUGAGGAGGGAGAUAUCCUGUCGGACGAGUGA
Anopheles coluzzii is the source of this 1341-nucleotide messenger RNA. RefSeq lists its product as uncharacterized. Gene Ontology annotation, molecular function: catalytic activity. The record is from RefSeq and is a predicted model, not a curated record. Gene Ontology annotation, cellular component: nucleus. The transcript is spliced from 2 exons. Lineage: Eukaryota; Metazoa; Arthropoda; Insecta; Diptera; Culicidae. Gene Ontology annotation, biological process: chromatin remodeling. The coding region runs from base 1 to 1341 and encodes 446 amino acids.